AUGGAAGAGAUUCCUGCCAAGGUCGCUGUGCGAAUAAGGCCUCUGCUUCCAAAGGAGAUCCUCCACAAUCAGCAGGAUGCCUUGACUACAGAUGAAGAAGUUUUCAUUCAGAAAGAAGCUGAAAUAAAGGAAUUACAAGCUCAGGUUAAGUCACCCCUCCAGGAGAAUGAGGAAGAUGAAGAUAGCAAACAAUGGAUACAGGUGCACACCAGCCCCCCUGCAUACUCCCUGGAAAGAGUAAUGGCAGCAUUCAGAACCCAAAGCCAGAUGCUGCUAGCACAAAUUGAGGAGCAAAAUGGGGUUCUGUGCCACGGGAUUUCCGAUAGCAGCGAGGAAGAAGAAAAGGAUGAUGAGAUGGAAAAAGGAGGGAAGUUGUCAUUCAGAACUGCUUUUACUAGGCGUUCUAUCAGUCAUACCUGGACUCUGAGACAGACUCCAUUAGUUACUGAGCUGAACUGCUGCGAUUUGUUCAUUAACCAUAAAAAGAACAAUAUCCAGAACGAGAAUGAUCCUGAGACUAUACAUACUACAGGGGAUGAGCUUGAGACAGCCUUGGCAGAGGAAGCAAGCCUCAGACAAAGCCAAACUCUAAAUCUACAUAAUCUAAAGGAUGCUGAAUUAAGACUUACAGAAGCCAAGCAGAAGACAAAGAAACUAGCGCUUAAUAUCAGAAUGAAGGAGGAACUUAUCAAAGAAUUAGUGAAAACAGGUAAAGAUGCCCAGGAGGUGAACAAAUACUAUUCCAUGAAGAUUGCUUACUUGGAACAGGAGGCUGACCAGGCCAAGAAGGAGCUGGCAGAGACCCAGAAACAACUGCAGGAGCUGGAGAGCAGAGAGGUUCAGGACGGUACAGAGAUAGUCAGGCUACAGAAAGAGUUUCGCAAGAAGGUGGAUACAGCUAAGCUCAAAGUGCAGGUGCUGCAGAAGAAGCAGCAAGACACAAAGAAGCUGACAUCUCUGUCAUCUCAGACUGAGAACUGGCUGACUGAGCUGGAGCAGAACGUGGACCACAUGAAACAGCAACAAACCCAGCUUCACAAAAAACUGAGGGAGGAGACUGAAAAAAAGAAAAAACUGGAGGCAGAGAUAUACAGGGAACAGCAGCGUAUAAAAGAUCUGCAGUUAAAGACAGAGCAGCAACAGAAAAUUCUGAGACUGAAAACCAAAGAAAUAGUUGCAUUUAAAAGAAGGAAACGUGCUGUCAACACUCCGGAUGAACAGCAGGAAAUGCCAGAUGAUCAUGAUUAUGAAAAAGAUGUACAUUCAACCAACUGCAAUUUAGCGAUGAUGAUGAUGAUGAUGAUGAUGAUGAUGAUGAUGAUGAUGAUGAUGAUGAUGAUGAUGAUGAUGAUGAUGAUGAUAAGAAGAAGAAGAAGAAGAGCUUGUUGUACGUGUGACAAUGUUGUGAGAUACAGGUGCAACAGGAGCUCAGGCGGAGUAGCACAAAUGCCACCGUGAUUAAUGUCAGUACAGACAAUACUGCUUUGUCUUGGCACAAUGUUUCCCCUGCAGGUGUAUAUAGCACAAUAAUAAAGUCAGAUGUAAUACAUGUGCUAAAUCUUAUUCAGUUGUCAUUUGAUACUUUUCUUUGCUUGUGACAGUUUUGCUAUUAUGCUUAAUGCACACGGUUGCUGCAGAAGUAAUUCAAUCUCAAAACACUAUUAGCGUUAUUUCAUUGAAUAGCCCGGGAUCCGCCAAUUAAUAAAUCAGCCCAUAGUAUUUUGUGAUGUGCUGUUGUGUACAUGUGACAUCAUGGUAUUUAACACAGUAUAAUCAACGAGACAGAAUGUUGAAGGUACAUUUAGUCCUUUUAUUAACGUUAUAACACAGCACCCAAUGAAAAACGUGCAUUUUGUACAGUUUUAUACACAACCAGAUUUUGCAGUGUGCACCAGCAUUAGACAGUCAGGUUAGGAAAAUGUAUUACAAUAACAUUGCAUUAAACACAACACUACA
Molecule: messenger RNA, 1956 nt
Organism: Polyodon spathula (Mississippi paddlefish)
Lineage: Eukaryota; Metazoa; Chordata; Actinopteri; Acipenseriformes; Polyodontidae
Product: kinesin-like protein KIF27
Exons: 9
Coding region: 1-1458 (485 amino acids)
Biological process (GO): mitotic spindle organization; microtubule-based movement
Molecular function (GO): microtubule motor activity
Source: RefSeq, a predicted model, not a curated record